AAGCAAAGGGAGGGAAAAGUUGGAACGUGAGAAAUUCCAAGAACUUUUCAACAUCCUCUCUCUCCUCCUGUGUGUGUAUAUGUGUGUGUUCCAGGCUGUCUAUAACUAAAGAUGCUGGGGUGCGGUUGUGUGCUUCUCUCCUGUCUCCUGACGGUGACUCUGUUCCACUACAGUGUAGACAGCCUUCACCUCACCCAGGAGAGCCCAGAGUACCUGGACCCGGUGGUUCAGGAGGAGUCAGGCCUGCAGGCCCGGUCCAGUGAGCAAAAAGCAGCAGGGGCUUUGACGGCCAAGUUGCUACUACUUGACCACCUGGACCGCCUGGAGAAUGACGUCAUCGAGACCAAGAUGAAGAGGAGCUUCCCAGGGUCCAACACUCCACUGGACCGCCUCUCCAUCAGCACCAUGGACCCUAAGGGCUCCAAGCAGAGGAAAGUUGUUGAACUGCCACGGAGGCGAGUGAGUGUUCCUAUUGACCGGAUCGGAGUGGGCCGUCUACCUAGCGGCCGAGGGUAAACCCUCCCCCCAUCCACCCAUCCCCUUACCUGGACAGGGGAUUCCACCACAGGUAGAAGAUGCAUGGAAAGCACAUCAACACCCCACGACCACUCCUCUUGACCUACCAACCCCCACCUCACCCCCAUCAACCUACAUACAUACACUAUGGCACAAAUCACUUCCUCGUUAUAGUUCUAAUGUAAUGUAAGCUACCCCCCUUCCUCCCCACUUCUGUUCCCCAUACAGUGUGGGAACGUCCUACAAAAAGCACAUCACUACCAUAGAAACACACUUAUUUACCCAUAAUGCCUGUGGGCGCUUUUGCCUUUUUUGCUCGUUUGUAGUACACGCACACAUGGUCUGUCUGUUCACUUUGACUGAAGGCUGACUGGGUGGCAAUGGCCUUGACAUUAAAAACAGAUUAUAAGA
Messenger RNA from Coregonus clupeaformis (lake whitefish), 927 nucleotides. Its product is annotated as osteocrin-like. Gene Ontology annotation, molecular function: signaling receptor binding. Bases 112 to 516 code for a protein of 134 amino acids. The transcript has 5 exons. The record is from RefSeq and is a predicted model, not a curated record. NCBI's taxonomy places the organism in Eukaryota, Metazoa, Chordata, Actinopteri, Salmoniformes, Salmonidae. Gene Ontology annotation, biological process: hormone-mediated signaling pathway.